GAAGCCAACCCCCUUCGCUGUUUCUUCCAACCCAUUCCCAAAUCCCCUCGCUCUUCUCCUCUCCCAACGCCGCCGACUCCGUCCGUAUCCAGAGGAGGGGGAAUCAUGGGAUCGGUGGGGGAACCGGUGGCGAGUCCGAACACCUUUCCCGUCCGCCCCUCGCCCUUCCGCUACAACUCUCCGCUGGCCCAAGUGAGCCUGAUCGGGCUGGUGUGCUUCUGCUGCCCCGGCAUGUUCAACGCGCUAUCCGGCAUGGGCGGCGGCGGCCAGGUCGACCACACCGCCGCCAACAACGCGAACACCGCACUCUACACGACCUUCGCUGUAUUCGGCGUCCUCGGCGGCGGCUUCUACAACCUCCUCGGCCCCCGCCUCACCCUGUUCGCCGGCUGCUCGACCUACGCCCUCUACGCCGGCUCCUUCCUCUACUACAACCAUUACCAACACCAACUCUUCGCGAUCCUCGCGGGUGCGAUCCUUGGCAUCGGCGCUGGCCUCCUAUGGGCUGGCCAGGGCGCCAUCAUGACCUCCUACCCGCCGCCGGAGCGCAAGGGCACCUACAUCUCCCUAUUCUGGGCCAUCUUCAACAUGGGCGGCGUUUUCGGCGGCCUCAUCCCCUUCUUUCUCAACUACCACCGAACCGACGCUCGCUCCGUCAACGACGGCACCUACAUCGCCUUCAUGUGCUUCAUGGCUGCCGGCGCCCUUCUCUCCCUCGGCAUCCUGCCCCCCUCCCGCGUCAUCCGAGACAACGGCACCCGCGCCACCGCCGUCGCCUACUCCGACGUCAGCACCGAGGCCGUCGAGAUCCUGAAGCUAUUCGCCGACCGGCGGAUGCUGCUCAUCGUGCCGGCGGCGUGGGCCAGCAACUUCUUCUACAGCUACCAGUUCAACAACGUGAACGGCCUCCUCUUCACCCUGAGGACCAAGGGGCUCAACAACGUCUUCUACUGGGGCGCGCAGAUGGUCGGCUCGCUGGCCAUCGGCUACGUGCUGGACUUCAGCUUCAGGAGCCGGCGGACGAGGGGGUACGUGGGGAUCACGGUGGUGGCGGUGCUCGGGACCGCCAUCUGGGCCGGCGGGCUCGCGAACCAGCUGCGGUACACCGACGGCGUGUGGCAGGACGAGCUCGACUUCAAGACCUCCGGUGCCGACUACGCGGGACCGUUCGUGCUCUACUUCAGCUACGGCUUGCUGGAUGCCAUGUUCCAAAGCCUGUGCUAUUGGAUGAUCGGCGCGCUGGCCGACGACUCCCAGACUCUUAGCAGGUACAGCGGAUUCUACAAGGGAGUGCAGAGCGCGGGUGCCGCAGUUGCUUGGCAGGUCGACACGCACAAGGUCCCCCUGCUAUCGCAGUUGAUUGUGAACUGGUCUCUCACCACGGUGAGCUACCCAUUACUAGCUGUCUUGGUGAUGCUAUUUGUGAAAGAUGGAAACACGGCCGAGGACGGCGAGAGCGACCAUCCAAAAGUCAUGAGCUCCUAAAGCUUGUGGAUAACGCUCAUAGACUGGCUUUUGUACGUAUACCUGUUGUUUUAGUUUAGCAACUCUGCUAUUCAUGUUGUUCCUCUGUCAGUCAACUUGUUAGGAGGAGAGCAUGGGAUAUGGUUCAAAGAUUUCACGACUGUGAAAUUGUGUACUCAGUCCUUUGGUAUGUUCUACUAAUAAAUUAUAUAUCAUUUUCAGAAUCA
Musa acuminata subsp. malaccensis (wild Malaysian banana) is the source of this 1691-nucleotide messenger RNA. RefSeq names its product UNC93-like protein 1. NCBI's taxonomy places the organism in Eukaryota, Viridiplantae, Streptophyta, Magnoliopsida, Zingiberales, Musaceae. The record is from RefSeq and is a predicted model, not a curated record.